This is a messenger RNA of Drosophila hydei, 996 nucleotides long. It is a transcript of the gene Prosalpha4T2, whose product is annotated as proteasome subunit alpha type-7-1B. The transcript is spliced from 4 exons. Bases 87 to 878 code for a protein of 263 amino acids. Gene Ontology annotation, biological process: ubiquitin-dependent protein catabolic process. Gene Ontology annotation, cellular component: proteasome core complex, alpha-subunit complex; proteasome core complex; nucleus. NCBI's taxonomy places the organism in Eukaryota, Metazoa, Arthropoda, Insecta, Diptera, Drosophilidae. The record is from RefSeq and is a predicted model, not a curated record.
UUUGCUUUAGACAUUAGAUAAUACGAUUUUGUUUUCAAUGAAAUUCUAGGCAAAACACAUUAAAUAUAUAUUUUUCUAUCAACACUAUGCCUGGCUACGAUGGAGCUGUGACCAUAUAUUCGCCCGAUGGGCAUUUGCUGCAAGUGGAAUAUGCUCAGGAGGCGGUGCGCAAGGGCUCCACAGUGGUGGGCUUGCGCACCAAAGAUUCGAUUGUGAUGGGCGUGGAGAAGAAGGCCGUGGAUACGCUGCAGGUGGAGCGUACAGCGCGUAAAAUUCGAAAGCUCGACGAUCAUCUGGUUGUGACUUUUGCCGGCCUGACUGCCGAUGCACGCAUCCUGCUGAAUCGCGCUCAGGGCGAGGCGCAGAGCCAUCGCCUCAACUUCGAGCGGCCCGCAACGGUGGAGUACAUAACACGAUAUAUCGCUAAAUUGAAGCAGAGCUACACACAGAGCAAUGGCAGACGUCCGUUUGGCGUCUCCUGUCUGAUAGGCGGCUUUGAUGCGGAUGGCAAGCCGCGUCUGUAUCAGACCGAGCCCUCUGGCAUUUACUACGAAUGGGCGGCCAAUACCACCGGUCGCCUGGGCAAGACGAUGCGUGAGUAUUUGGAAAAGAAUACGCCUGCCAUGAGCAACUCGCCCGAUGAUGCCGCUGCCAUCAAGCAUGUGGUGCGCGCCCUCCACACGUCCACAGCCCUGAAUGCCAGCUUCUAUGAGGUGGCCGUGCUCAAGUAUCAGCAGCCGCUGCACAUGGUCAGCCCCACAAUGGUGGCUCAUUUGGUGCAGGUUAUCAAGCAGGAGGUGGCAGACGAGGAGGCCAGGCUGAAGAAGAGUUUGGACACCAAAACCUACGCUCGGCCCCUUUGGGCGGGGCAAAAGUAAUCAGCACGAAAAAUGUGUAAACCGAGCAAAUCACUUAAUUUGCCUCAAGGGCAUCUUUAAGCACUUCAGCGUCCGCAGCUUCGCACACAAAUCCUGUCCAGCCGCCUUUGUGUGUGCG